This is a messenger RNA of Plasmopara halstedii, 1377 nucleotides long. RefSeq names its product atp-dependent rna helicase dbp5. Gene Ontology annotation, biological process: poly(A)+ mRNA export from nucleus. The transcript is spliced from 3 exons. The record is from RefSeq and is a predicted model, not a curated record. Gene Ontology annotation, molecular function: RNA binding; RNA helicase activity; ATP binding. Lineage: Eukaryota; Oomycota; Peronosporomycetes; Peronosporales; Peronosporaceae. Bases 1 to 1377 code for a protein of 458 amino acids. Gene Ontology annotation, cellular component: nucleus; cytoplasmic stress granule.
AUGAGCGAGAAAGACGUAGCUAACCAGUUGGACGAGGAGGUCGUGCUGCCUUGUGUUGAAGCAGUGACUAACGAGGAGGAUGUGGAGGAGGUCACACAGUCACUUGAAGAUAUAUUGGCACUUGGCCAAGGUCUAGACGACGAGGACUACAAAGCUGAACUUGAGGUUUUGCAGAACGACCCCAACUCGAAUCUCUAUUCUGCUGUUACCUUUGAGGAACUGAAUCUUCCGGAACAGCUUCUGAAAGGCGUGUAUAACAUGAAAUUUGCCAAGCCAUCCAAGAUUCAAUCAGUGGCGCUUCCACUUAUUCUCGCCAAUCCUCCCGAAAACCUUAUUGGCCAGGCACAGAGUGGUAGCGGCAAGACUGCCACGUUUGCGCUUGGUAUGUUGUACCGUGUAGACGUGAACCUGAAGGCUCCACAAGCCAUUUGUGUAGGUCCGACUCGGGAAUUAGUGCGACAGAUCAUGGCUGUGGUAAACGCUAUGGGAAAAUUUAUAGGCGUGGACACUUUUCUAGCCAUUCCAGGCAACGAUUUAGGUCGUGGUGAGAGUUUAAAGGCACAGAUUGUCGUUGGUACUCCUGGCAAAGUUGAGGGCAUUAUCAAGAAAAAACAGUUAGAUACUCGUAAUGUCAAGAUUUUUGUGCUGGAUGAAGCGGAUGUGAUGGUUGCUGAAGACGGUAUGCGCGAGCGUUCAGUAGCAAUCAAACGUCUGAUUAAAUCCCGUGCGUGUCAGUAUCUGCUCUUCUCGGCCACUUACGCUGACGAUGUGCGCGACUUUGCUCAAAAAAUGGUGCCUGAUCACAACAUUAUAACGGUCAAGAAGGAAAAGCUCACGCUGGACGGUAUUAAACAGUUCUGGGUCGACUGUAAGUCUCGCGAAAAUAAGUUUGAGGUGCUGUCGGAUAUUUUCGCUAUCUUGAGCAUUGGAAAGUGUGUCAUUUUUGUCCAGCAGCGGGAAACAGCCAAAGAACUAACGCGUCGUAUGCGUGACAAGGGCCAUUCUGUUGGGAUCUUGCAUGGUGCCGAUAUGGCAAAAGAAGUGCGUGACCAGGUGAUCGACGAAUUUCGUGCCGGCACAACAAAUGUGCUGAUCACAACAAACGUACUUGCUCGUGGAAUCGAUGUGGCAGGUGUUUCUCUUGUUGUCAAUUUUGACAUUCCGCUUACUCGUGAUCAACGGCCAGAUCCAGAGACGUAUUUGCACCGUAUUGGCCGAACGGGUCGUUUUGGUCGCAAAGGGUGCGCAAUUAAUUUUGUACACGACAACAAGAGCAAGCAGGAUCUAGCUGAGAUUGAAGAGUACUAUGCACGUCCCAUUACCCAGGCUCCUGCAGACGACAUUGAGGAACUCGAAAAGUUGUUAGCGUGGGAAUAA